AUGAACAACCCUGUUCACCGACAGCGAAUCAGAAAAUGUGGUUGGUUGCGAAAGCAAGGUGGGAUGGUGAAGACAUGGCACCGUCGCUGGUUCUGUCUCAACGGUGACUGCCUCUUCUACUUCAGCAAAGAGGAUGACCUAAGGGCACUUGGCUCCAUCUUCCUCCCAGGCAACAGGGUGGUGGAGCAUCCCUUUAACCCAGAUGACCCGGAAAAGUUUCUACUGGAGAUAUUUCCAGAUAAAAAGGGAAAACGUAUGACAGGACCAGUCCAAUCCAAGAUGACACCUAACCAUGAUACAUUUUUAUUAUGGGCUGCAACUGCAGAAGAAAGAGACACAUGGAUCAAGGCCCUUCGCAAGAUUAUGCAUGCACCAUUUGGAGGAGCUAUUUUUGGGCAGAGUCUACAGGACACCAUGGCAUAUGAGAGAAAGUACUGUCGUAGAGUCCCUUACAUCAUAACCCACAGUGUGGAAUUUUUACGGCAGUAUGGAAUGGAAGCAGAAGGCAUCUUUAGGUUGGCUGGUAGGACCUCUUUGAUCAAGGAUUACAAGGAAAAGUUUGACUGUGCAGAACCGGUGAAGUUUGAUAUAACAGAGAUAGAUGUCCACUCUGUGGCAUCAUUGGUGAAGAUGUUCCUCAGGGAGCUUCCCGAUUCCAUCAUUCCAUCUCAGAGUUAUCAAAAGUUCAUGAAUAUUGCUUUGAAUUUUCAAGAUGCGCGAGAUAUUGACAGCAAAAUGGAAGUUGUGGUGGAAGCUGGUGCAGCUAUAUCAGAACUUCCUGAUGAAAAUUACAACUCUCUGAAUUAUUUGUGUACAUUUUUCCAUGAUGUAGGUGAAAAAUCAGCUAUUAAUAAGAUGACACCUCUAAAUUUAGGGACUGUUUUAGGUCCUAAUAUUUUACGCAAUAUAUCAGAGGUCAACACUCCUGAAUUACUGAUGGCAACGGCUGAUCUCACACAACAAUUGGCUUACAUGAUGAUUUGCUACCCAGAUAGAAUAUUUACCAAACAAACUGAGAGCCCCCCACAUGUGCCUGUGGACACACUGCUCGAUCUGAGUCCAGAGGAAGAGUCUAAAGAUAUUGGUAACAUCCUCAAACCUAUGAUGGGGGAAGAUAGCCUAAGUCAGCCUCUGAUUCGCACAUCUCUGCUGGAGGAGCUCAAAACCAUUCAGUUUGCUGACAAUGAUGUGUUUUCCUCUCUACAUAAUGAUCUAUCACCUGUCAGUGACCUGUCCGACAAAACUUCGGAAUCGGUCAGUUCCACAGAUAAUAUGUGUGAUGAUAAUAUUGACACCGACAGACCAAUUGCCCCAAAAAGGAAGAGUAAACUAGAACGAGGUAGACGUGUUAGUGAAAGGGCUAAGAAUGAUCCAUGUCCUCCAUCACCCACCUCUCCAACUUUGUACAAUCCUGACAGAUCAAGUCGUAUUAAGCGCAAUGUGAACUCUUUGAAAGUGAAUGGGGCGGACAUACAGAAUCAUGAAUCUCAAUGGACCAGAAAAACAGUACAUGUCAUGAACGAGGAUGACAACAUGUCAAGGUUGCGUCAGGAGGUUAAAGACCUGAAUCAAACAAUUGAUGACAUGAAACAAAAACAUGAAGUAAAGAUGUCAAAGUAUGAGAAUUGUAUCAAGGCACUGUCAUCAGAGCUGGAAACUAUGAAGGAUAAGUAUGAAAAACGUGUCACUUCUCUGGAGAAAUUGAAGAAAGAUGAGAUAAAAAAUCUCUGUGCAAAGCUUGAAUCUGAACGUUAUUCAAGAAAUGAUGCUGUAAGGCGAGUGAUGGAACUGCAGACAGAGCUACAGCAAUAUCAGACACAGUUUGGCAAGAUUGAUACGAAAUAA
This is a messenger RNA of Ylistrum balloti, 1845 nucleotides long. Its product is annotated as rho GTPase-activating protein 24-like. NCBI's taxonomy places the organism in Eukaryota, Metazoa, Mollusca, Bivalvia, Pectinida, Pectinidae. Gene Ontology annotation, biological process: signal transduction; activation of GTPase activity. Gene Ontology annotation, molecular function: GTPase activator activity. The transcript is spliced from 5 exons. The record is from RefSeq and is a predicted model, not a curated record. Bases 1 to 1845 code for a protein of 614 amino acids.